This is a messenger RNA of Capsicum annuum, 1888 nucleotides long. Its product is annotated as damage-control phosphatase At2g17340. Gene Ontology annotation, cellular component: cytosol; nucleus. Gene Ontology annotation, molecular function: ATP binding; pantothenate kinase activity. Bases 482 to 1585 code for a protein of 367 amino acids. The record is from RefSeq and is a predicted model, not a curated record. Gene Ontology annotation, biological process: coenzyme A biosynthetic process. The transcript has 12 exons. Lineage: Eukaryota; Viridiplantae; Streptophyta; Magnoliopsida; Solanales; Solanaceae.
GAAAAAGAUGACUACAAGGAAGAAGGAAGUCGAAUGUGGGUUUUCAAAUAACUGAUAGUGGUCGAAUAUAACAACAAAAUUGAUCAGUUGUGUCUUGUUCGAGGCACUCUGUUGGAAAGAGUUUGAGUUGUUGGAUAUGAGUUGUUGAGAGAAAGAGAAGAGGAAACAUUUAAUUUUUUUUUUAAAACUAAUAUUGUUUGAGAAAUGAUUGAUCCUUUUAUUUUUAUUAUACAAUUAUUAAAUUAGACUUGUGAAUUGAUUUGUAUUUUAAAAAAGAUUAUAAGUUUUGAAAAUGUUAAUUUGAUCUUAAUUAUUUUAAUUAAUUUUGUAAAGGAUUUUGACCCUUGGCUUUGGUUAUAUCACCAUUUAAAUAGACUUAAAAUACUCUUUUGUUCAAUUUUCAAAAUAUUCUGUGGACUCCGACUGAGUUAUUUUGGCAUUGGAUUCAGUAGAAGAGGUAUCCGUGAUCACUAGUGAAAAAAUGGAGAGCUCGGGUGAACUGGUGCCUUUUCCAUUGCUAAUGACACCGAUUGAAUCAAAUUACCGAACAUGUACCAUUCCUUACAGGUUCCCUUCCGAUAAUCCAAAAAAGCCAACCCCUACUGAGCUUUCCUGGAUCUACCUUUUUAUGAAUUCCAUCCCUUCUUUUAGGAAGAGGGCCGAGAGUGAUGACACUGUUCCAGAUGCUCCUUUGCGAGCCGAAAAGUUUGCUCAGAGGUAUGCUGAAAUACUUGAGGAUAUAGAGAAAGAUCCUGAAAGUCAUGGAGGGCCUCCUGAUUGCAUUCUUCUUUGUCGUCUUAGAGAGCAAGUGCUUAGGGAAGUGGGGUUCAGAGAUAUAUUUAAAAAGGUCAAGGAUGAAGAAAAUGCUAAGGCUAUAUCCUUAUUUAAGGAUGUAGUAUGUCUUAAUGAUGCUAUUGAGGAUGAAGCCAAGCGUGUAGAGAAUUUGGUCAGAGGAAUUUUUGCAGGAAAUAUAUUUGAUCUUGGCUCCGCAAAGCUUGCAGAACUGUUUUCAGAGGAUGGGAUGUCGUUUCUAGCUAGUUGCCAAAACCUUGUCCCCCGACCCUGGGUCAUUGAUGAUUUGGACAUUUUCAUUAAAAAAUGGAGCAAAAAAACAUGGAAAAAGGCUGUAAUCUUUGUUGAUAAUUCUGGUGCAGAUGUUAUUUUGGGUAUUUUGCCAUUUGCUAGAGAAUUACUUCGUCAUGGAGUACAGGUUGUUUUGGCUGCUAAUGACUUACCUUCUAUCAAUGAUGUUACUUAUCCUGAGUUAGUAGAUAUUAUAUCGAAGUUGAAAGAUGAGCAUGGGAAGCUCAUAGGCGUUGACACGUCCAAUCUUUUAGUUGCCAAUUCUGGUAAUGAUUUGCCGGUUAUUGAUCUUACAACGGUAUCUCAGGAGCUGGCAUACUUGGCAAUUGAUGCUGACCUCGUUAUUUUAGAAGGCAUGGGCCGUGGAAUAGAGACAAACCUGUAUGCUCGAUUUAAAUGUGAUUCUCUCAAGAUUGGAAUGGUAAAGCACCCAGAGGUUGCCCAGUUUCUUGGAGGAAGGCUCUAUGAUUGUGUCUUCAAAUUUAAUGAAGCUUCAAGUUAAAAACAGUUUAGCUUUCGACUAUAUCAGUUCUUUCUAGUGGACAUUUAGACAAACCCCAACAAAUUGAAGAUGAUGGUACUGAAAAUGAUCUCAAGUUCUUGAAGGUUGGAUUGCAAAUGAAGCACCUGUGUUGUUGCUUCCUUGUGCUUGGGUACAAACUAUGCGGAUAGAGUUAGAUUCAAGAUUUAAAUUUUAUGGAUUCAUCCUUUAAGAUUCUUACCAUUGAGCUCAUUGUAUUUCUACAAUUAUGUGUUCAAAACUACCAUUUGUUGCUGUUUCAAUAAAUUUUUUUACAUAAAUUUA